UUCAGUCCCAGCUCUAAAGUUUAAACAAAAGAAGAAUAAAAUAAAUAAAAAAAAGUAAUAAUAAAUGAACAAAACAGGAUGAAGAUGCAAGCUUAAACCCUAAACCCUGAAAUUCAACGUUCAUCUCCUCCAGCCCAAACCAAAUUCUCCGCCUCCGGCCGCCGGCAAGGAGCCAAGUGAAAAAUGGUGAAGAUAUACUAUAGGUACAAGGCCGCGUCGGCGUUUGGGGUGAUAGUGUCGGUUGACAGCAAUAUAACAUACGACAGCUCCGGCAAGCACCUAUUGGCGGCGGCGCUAGAGAAGCUCGGCGUGUGGCACGUGCGUCAGGGGAGCUGCACCAAGGCCUUAUCUCCGGCGCCCACCUCCUCCUCUCGCGGCCCAUCCCUCGCAGUCACCUCCAUCGCCUCGUCUUCGUCUACUCUGAUUGCAAGUGGGUAUGCUGAUGGUGCUGUAAGAAUAUGGGAUGUUGACAAGGGAACAUGUGAAACCACUUUGAAUGGACAUAAAUCUGCUGUUACAGUCCUUCAAUUCAACAAGCUUGGUUCUUUGAUUGCUUCUGGAAGCAAAGACUGUGACAUUAUUUUAUGGGAUGUGAUUGGUGAAGCUGGGCUCUUUCGCCUUCGGGGGCAUCGUGAUCAGGUCACUGACCUUGUGUUCCUGGAUUCUGGUAAUAAAUUGGUUAGUUCAUCGAAAGACAAGUUUUUGAGGGUAUGGGAUCUGGAAACCCAGCACUGUGUACAGAUUGUUAGUGGCCAUCACAGUGAAAUCUGGUCCGUUAAUGUUGACCCUGAUGAAAGGUAUCUGGUAACUGGGUCGGCAGACCCGGAGCUCAGAUUUUUCACGAUUAAGAAUGAUUUGGCUGAUGAAAACCCUGGGCUGGCGAAUACUGAAUCUGAUGUUGGCAAUGGAAAUGUCCCUGUGCAGAACAAAUGGGAAGUUCUGAAGCAUUUUGGUGACAUACAGAGGCAGAGCAAAGAUAGAGUGUCUUCUGUGAGGUUCAGCAAGUCUGGGAAUUUGUUGGCUUGUCAAGUAGCUGGGACGAUGGUUGAGAUCUUUCGCGUGUUGGACGAGUCUGAAGCUAGACGCAAAGCAAAAAGAAGAGUGAACAGGAAGGUGAAGAAAAUCUCAAAGGGAAAUACUAAUACUACCGAAAAUGGAAAAACGAAUGUUGAAGUAGAAGAGGGUGGUGAGGUCACGGUUACAGUCCCAGAUGUCUUUAAACCUCUUCAGGUGAUACGUGCCAGGAAGAAGAUAUGCUCUAUGUCUUUCUGUCCUAUCACUCCAAAAGGUUCCAUGGCAACUUUAGCAUUGGCUUUAAACAAUAAUAUGCUAGAAAUUUAUUCAAUCGAGAGCACUUCGGCAGCAAAAACAAGUGCCAUUGAACUACAAGGACAUCGUUCAGAUGUGAGAAGUGUCACUCUUAGCUCGGACAAUAGUCUAUUGAUGUCGACAAGUCACAGUGCUAUUAAGAUAUGGAAUCCUAGUACUGGAACUUGUCUCCGAACUAUUGAUUCAGGAUUUGGAUUGUGUGGCCUAUUUGUCCCAGGUGAUAAGUAUGCAAUUGUUGGCACAAAAACUGGGACUCUGGAGAUUAUUGAUGUCCGAAGUGGUACUUGUGUGGAAGUUAUUGAAGCUCAUGGUGGGUCUGUUCAGUCUAUUGUUGCAACAGCUGAUGGUUUUGUCACAGGGAGUUCGGACAAGGAUGUCAAGUUUUGGGAGUACCAAAUUGCCCAGAAAACCGGUGAAGAUUAUAAACAUCUGACAGUAUCUCCAGUGAGGAAUCUGAAAAUGAAUGACGAUGUUGUGGCGGUGGUGGUCAGUCCCGAGGGUAAACAUAUUGCUGUUUCCUUGUUGGACUCCACAGUAAAGGUCUUCUUUAUGGACUCACUCAAAUUUUUCCUCUCCUUGUACGGUCAUAAGCUGCCAGCUCUGUGCAUGGACAUAUCCUCUGAUGGGGAUUUGAUUGUUACUGGCUCUGCCGAUAAGAAUUUGAAAAUUUGGGGUCUGGAUUUUGGUGACUGCCAUAAGUCUCUUUUUGCUCAUGCUGAUAGGUAUUUCAUUUCAUCACUAGCUAAACUGUUCCACUACCCGAGCUCAUUCGUCUUUUCUACUCUCCUGAAACUUGUCAUGGCAGUUAAGUUUGUGAAGGACACCCACUACAUGUUUAGUGUGGGCAGAGACCGAAUGGUGAAGUACUGGGAUGCAGACAAGUUUGAAUUACUUUUAACUCUCGAUGGCCAUCACUCGGAAGUUUGGUGCCUGGCUGUCAGCAACCGUGGUGAUUUUAUCAUGACGGGAUCUCGUGAUAGAUCUAUACGCCGUUGGGACCGUACUCAAGAGGAUUUUACUAUUGAGGAAGAGAAGGAAAAAAGGCUGGAGGAGAUGUUAGAAUCUGACAUUGAUAAUGCAUUCGAGACUAAGUACGGACCAAAGGAGGAAGUUCCUGAAGAAGGGUCGGUGGCAUUAGCGGGAAAGAAAACUGGGGAAACUGUAAAUGCUGCCGACUCUAUUAUGGAAGCACUAGACAUAGCAGAAGAAGAAAUGAAGCGCAUUGCUGAAUAUGAGGAGGAGAAGUCGAAAGGGAAAGUUGCUGAUUUUAGGCCGAAUGUACUUUUGAAUAAUCGUUCACCAUCAGACCAUGUACUUCUGGCAGUUUCAAAAGUUCAGACCAAUGAUUUGGAACAGGCAUUGCUAGCUCUACCAUUCUCGGAUUCUCUAAGGGUUUUGUCUUAUUUGAAAGAUUGGAUUACAUUCCCUGAUAAGGUUGAGCUUGUGUGUCGGGUUGCGACUGUUUUGUUACACAUCCAUCAUAACCAGCUAACCUCUACAGUGUCCGCAAGACCUCUCUUAUCUCUUCUCAAAGACAUCUUGCAUGCAAGGGUUAAGGAAUGUAAAGAUACCUUAGGCUUCAACUUAGCAGCAAUGGACCAUCUAAAGCAAUUGAUGGCUGCAAAAACCGAUGCACCAUUUAGAGACGCAAAAGCUAAAUUACUCGAAAUACGUUCGCGGCACUCCCAACAAAACGACCGACGGGUUAACCCGCGAGAAGAAAGGAGGAAAAAGAAGAAGCAAAAGAAGCUCGAUGGCGAUCAUGUUUGGUCUUGAUUGACUUGUACGCGCGUCUUACCAAACUGCCAGUCGUU
Messenger RNA from Striga asiatica, 3143 nucleotides. The record is from the annotation of a GenBank genome assembly. NCBI's taxonomy places the organism in Eukaryota, Viridiplantae, Streptophyta, Magnoliopsida, Lamiales, Orobanchaceae.